CUCACAUACUAUUCGUGGACCGCAGCAUAGUUUAGAGUUUUGGGCCUGCCACAUUUCGUUCCACGGCUGCUCUCCUCCUUCCGGUGGUUCUAUAUCGGGGAUGCUGACAGAUGUGCGUUGCUGAAACUCGUCGUCCAUCCCACAGGUUGAGCUACCACCUCCGGGCCCCGAGGCAACCCCUCCUCCCCUCCCCUCCCCUCCCGUGAGCCCCGAACGGGCUCUGCUGUGCCGAGAGCGACAGACAGCAGCGACAGGCAUCGAGCCGAACAAAGGCAAAGCCAAGGGGGAGAGAGAUUGAAUUGGCCGCGCCGGUUUCGGGGUGCCUCAUUCCUUCUGCUCUCCAUCCUUGAGCGAUCCAGUGAUUGCUGCUGCUGCUCUCAUCAUCACCUCACCAUCAGCAUCCUUCUCCUCCUCUUCCAUCCUCCAUCCUCGCAGCCCAAGCGUCAUAAGGAUUUACAGCAUCAGAGCUUCAGAAGCAAUCGAUUCUUGUACAAGUAUCCGUCCAGCACGGGUUCGCAGCUUUCGAGUUUGUGUUGAGGAAAAUGGUGUGAGUGUAGUUACGAGCCUGAGUAUUUCGAAGCUCAACAAGCCCCAACCUGAGCAAAGGCUGAGCCAGAGGCCGAAGCAGGAGCAGAAGUUAGCAGCAAUAUCACACCGUCGUCUGCCUGUCUGUCUCACGAGGCCGUUCUUCAUUCUGUUCUCAUCAUCAGCAGCUUCAGCAUCAUUGUGUCCAUUCUCUCGCUGUGGUCGACGAGUGCGAUUGUAGGAGCAGUGGUAAACUAUCCGUCUUCCACCUCACUACCAGUUGAUCACCUCGGACCCGACCCGUCUCGUCUCACCUCAGCACCCCCUGCUGGAGGCUCUCGUGCCCUCAGUCGGACGGGCGAAUUUUGCAGCAACAAAAUUUUCGUCCAGCGGUCGAGGCAGAGCAGGAGCGAAAUACAGUUGUCCUCUCUCUCUUCAUUGUGUGUGCGUGUAUUGUGAUUGAGUGCGAGUGUGUUCUGCACUCAGGGGUUCGGCCAUUGUAGCUGUCAGGAGAAGGUUGCCGAGAAAGAUCUUCGCAAGGGCUCAGACUGGAAGGGGCGUACGGGGCAUUUCUCAUUGUGCUUCCGAGCGUCAUUUUCUCUCCUUACAGCGUGGGCGGUAGAGGUCUGCACAACAACGGGAGGUGCAAUUUCUUCUCUCUGGUGGCGGCCACGAAGCUCUGUCAUCGGGGAAUUCUGCCCUCGGCUGGAUAGUUUGCCUCGACUGCGGGCCAUCCCGUGUGUGCGAUUGCACUAGAAAACCUCGGUCUCCCCUCGAGGAUAUUGUCAAAAACAUCGGAAGUGUGUGUAUAUAUAUCGGAAGCUAGAAAAGCGUGGUUUCAGUGCCUCCCAGAUGCAAUUGCACGUCUCGAGGUUGGGUUGGUCGAUCUUCUCUCGUCCGAAGGGUUAGCACGCUUUCGCGCGGCAGCAAAAUAGUUGUGGUGUGCAAAUUUCGUUGCAGGUUAUUCGCGCAAUCCUCGGUCGCUCGCUCGCCUUCAUUCCCUUGGCGUGGGGACUUGCUUCAUUCAUUGCCGACGUCUUCGUCAUCAUCAUUAUCAGCAGCAUCAUCGUCCUCGGGCUUUAACUGUCAGGCGCGUUGAGAAAUUCCGUACACGCUUAGUGCGAGACACCCGCUGCCCUCUCUGUUUUCUUCUGUUGGGCUGCCAUUCUCUCGUCACCCGAUACUUCGGCCGAGCAUCGGUUAAAUACAUCCCCCCCCCACCUACAUUCCGGAAACAGUCGCCGAACAGUCCGUGCACAGGCCGGUCUCUUCAUUCGGAGAAGAUUGUGCGGAGCGCACACUGUCUGCCAUGGCUUCGGAGGAGGAAGUGUCGUCCACGGGCCCGUGUAAGGUGGCUAUCGCCGGGCGGCCAAUUAGUCCAUUUUUCAGAAGCUUGAGGAAGCGCAAUACGUUGCAUGAAAUCGAGCAGCAGGAGGCAUAUGCGAAGCGGCUGUGCCUGGCCCUCGAGAGCGCGCCCAAGGUCGCAGCAGAGCGGCGAAAGGAGCAGCAGUCUACGGUCGUCAGCGCGCUUGAGUUUCAGCAUUACCUUGCGUCUGAACCCGAUGCCAGCAGGUGCCCCGAGGAGGCGGAGGUGCGAGCACCUUCAUUGGUAGGGGCAGGAUCCUUGCUCUCUCUAGGUCUAGGCAUGUUUGAGGAGAAGAAAGAUUCCACUGAUACGGCUCCUUCCACUCCCAAGCAGGAAGAGGUCACCAAACUCAAUCUGUACCCAUCGUCGCGGUUCGAAGAUCUUCCGCUCCGCGUGCUCGAGAACAUUGCUCGGAGGGUUUCCGCGGCCGAUUUGUGCAGAUUGUCUCAGAUGAAUAAAUUCUGCUGCGUAUUAUUCGACAAGGACCAAUUCUGGAAACUCAAAGCCGAGCAAGAGGGAUGCCGCAAGGCCAAACUAGACGAGAGCUGGAAGUUCAACUACAAGGCCGCAGCCUGCGGGUUUCUGUUCGCUAGAAGCCUCGACCAGUCGCCCCUCUACUACAAGGGAGACUUGACAGUCGUCGACCCAAUGAAGAUAUUUUUUAACGGGCGCGGCAACGAGAUGCGGCGGGCUCAUCUUCUUCAGCUGCUCUACCAGCACAGGUUCGAGGACGUCGUGGUCACCUACCGCGGUAUCGACACGGCCUUCAUCAGGUCGCGACAGGAUGACGACACCGCGUUCGAGGUGACCCGCAAGACCAAGAGCGUGGUGGGCGAGGAUUCGGCCAAAUCUCGCAUAAUUGCCGCAAUCCCUCAGAAGCUGGUUAAAAUUCUCAUGGAGGAGAACAACCAAUCCGAGCCAGUGGGAGUCUUUGUGGAGGGUGUGGACGGCGAAUUUCGAAGCAGUCGCGAUGGGGACUUCAUCAUCCGCUCUUCUGAUUCGAAUCCCGACAAAUCCUGGCCUUACGACCACGACGAAGUGGAGGAGGCGGAAGUCGUGUGCGCUUCAGGUGGAAGCUGGACAUUUUCCGAUGACAGCGACGACGAAGAAGAUUGUGAGCUGACCGAGGAAGAUCUUGCAAAAGCGUACGAGCACGAGGAAAUGAUGGAAAUGAGCUGGUUUGAGUACGAAGAGAGGUACAAACUCGGCGGCCGAGAAAUCUGCUGAUGAGUAGAUUGCGAAGCCCUCGAGAGGCGUAUAUACCACCUUCUGUUAAUACUACGGGUGCAGCAAUUUUGGGGAUUGUUGGCCACACCCCUGUGUCAGUUAUAUCGUCCUGCAGUGGACUUUCCUCCUGCAUCGAUUUUGAAUGAUCCCACACGAAGAUGAAAGAGGAGUCAAGUGUAAAGAGUAGGUUUUCAACUUAGUUGUUUUGUUACUUCCCUGGGCAGGAGUAGCUGGCAGGAUAGCAAGCAAGCAGCAGUGUGGCUCUGGAAAUGCGCGAGAGAGCAACGCUGAAGCUACUCCCGUUGCAGGGAAGAUACAUAUAUACAAAUUUGGGCGCUGCAAUCCGGCGAAAUUGCCCGCAACCACUAACAUCUCUUCUCUCCGUUUGCACGGGGGACUGUCAUCUGAAGCGAAGGAGUGUUAGACGCGUAGACUAGGAGUACUAUCAGAAAAGAGUAGUUAGUGGGCCGAGAAAAGUUUUGACAGAAAUUCUACACAAGCUAGAUUUCCCGCUUGACUGCUUCAUCGUGUGGCAAGGGCUUGCUGGCCAACUGUACUCGAUCGAUCUACCAUUGUGGAAAUUUGCCCUCGUGUCGGUCAGAGUGCGUGCGCUCAAGCUUUCAACCACCUGUGGCUCGUAUUUGUUAAUAAAAUGCGCGG
Molecule: messenger RNA, 3778 nt
Organism: Marchantia polymorpha subsp. ruderalis
Lineage: Eukaryota; Viridiplantae; Streptophyta; Marchantiopsida; Marchantiales; Marchantiaceae
Source: the annotation of a GenBank genome assembly